Messenger RNA from Parnassius mnemosyne (clouded apollo), 549 nucleotides. The record is from the annotation of a GenBank genome assembly. NCBI's taxonomy places the organism in Eukaryota, Metazoa, Arthropoda, Insecta, Lepidoptera, Papilionidae.
AUGGUUGAGGCAUUUUAUUUGGACGCCUUUGAGAGGACGAAGCGUCGUAACAGAAAGUGGUAUAAGGAAAAUAUGCUCAAAGUACUUGAAGCAGCUAGAGAAAAUCGAGCUCGGGAAGUAGACGCUUCUAUAGCUCUCGCCAAGGAUCUUUUACAGAUAUUAAACGAACCGCGAAAGAAACCUGAGCCAAUUCCGCCGCACGAUUUGAUUCCAUCUGAAGCAGAUUCCUUUAUGAAGCCUGUCGAACCUGAAAUUCUAAAUUUACUGCACGGAAGUACUGAAAAAGGCGCUACCGAGAGGUACCUUAAAGAGAGAAACAAGAAAGCUCCAGAGGAUAAAUUCUACUAUCGCGCCACCACCAAUUGGGAGUACGGUUGGCAACAGAAGCAGUCCCGAAUGCCGGCAAGAGAUACGAACCUAGGACGCUGCGCUGUGCUUCGAGACACGCUCUACCGCAAAAACAACCUUGCGCCCGACCCUCCGCACUACGCGGAGCCAGCGGGUGGAGAGUUCUCCAUAUGUAGCGUAUAUUCUUGCAACUUCAACUAA